ACGUGAUCAUCUGGCAUGGUUCACUGAUCAACAAGUGGGUAGAAAGCCAAUAUCACCUGCUGCCCCAAUACCAGAACCUAAAGGCUCUGUUACAGCUACCCCAGAUGCACGCAAACCUGCUACUCAAGUCCCGAAUCCCUUGCCCGAAGUUCAUUUCUUGCAAUGCUGGCGGCAGUCAGGAAAGAUUCAUUCUCGCCAGGGUGAAUCCUUCGAGCACGCACAAACAAGGAGCCGGUUAUGACAGUUAUGGCGGCGCAGGGGACGACGGUCGAGGAACAGCCAUCUUGACUGAGGAUGUCAACAUGAAAACGUUCAUGGAUCAUCUUAUAAAACUGUCCGUCUCAUCCUAG
Molecule: messenger RNA, 350 nt
Organism: Gregarina niphandrodes
Lineage: Eukaryota; Apicomplexa; Conoidasida; Eugregarinorida; Gregarinidae
Product: transport protein Sec23
Exons: 1
Biological process (GO): COPII-coated vesicle cargo loading
Cellular component (GO): COPII vesicle coat; endoplasmic reticulum exit site
Molecular function (GO): GTPase activator activity
Source: RefSeq, a predicted model, not a curated record